Messenger RNA from Echinococcus granulosus, 972 nucleotides. Its product is annotated as Protein ovo. Gene Ontology annotation, biological process: epidermal cell differentiation; regulation of transcription by RNA polymerase II. The record is from RefSeq and is a predicted model, not a curated record. The transcript is spliced from 4 exons. Gene Ontology annotation, molecular function: RNA polymerase II cis-regulatory region sequence-specific DNA binding; DNA-binding transcription factor activity, RNA polymerase II-specific. Gene Ontology annotation, cellular component: nucleus. Bases 1 to 972 code for a protein of 323 amino acids. NCBI's taxonomy places the organism in Eukaryota, Metazoa, Platyhelminthes, Cestoda, Cyclophyllidea, Taeniidae.
AUGGAUCAGAGCACGGGUCCUAUGAAAAACACAGUGUAUAAUCCAGCACACAGAACUCCAGCUGCAGGAUGGAUGGACAACUAUCUGAAUCUAUCAAAGUGUAUGAUUAAAGCUAAUGAGAAUUUUGAGGGAUUGAUCAGAAAGUGGGGUUGGAACAUCGAGAAUGAACGACUUUCCUUGUCCGGUCGCAUCGCUGGUCACCACUUUUUAGGCAACUCAGAAGAUGUUCCAUCAACAAGUCAUCCGUUCGCCAUUAGUGAGAUCUUAAAGGCGAGUAUGGAAGAAAAUAGCACUGCUAAUGUUGUACAAACAAGAGAGCCUCCGAUUUAUGCUAAUAUUGCCGAAAAAGAAGUGCCUGGAAUUCAAAGGAAAAGGAAACCACUCAUUGUCUACAGAUCGGAACCUCACGAUGCUAGUAAAAGAGUUCAAGAGAUGCUGGAACGUAGAGAUGCCAGCCUAAGAUACAUCAACGAUGGAAAUGCUAUCGUCAAUCCCUUUGCAGUUAGCAAGAGAGAGCAAUUGAAAUUCCUCAGGAAUUCAUUCUGCAGGGCGAAAGCAGAAGGCGGUUACGAGUGCGCGGUGUGCCGACAAGAGAGGUGGCUCCUUCGAGACAUGGAUAAACACUUGCUGGGUCAUAGUGACAGCAAGUUCUACCUCUGCGUGAGGUGUUUCAAGGGUUUCAAUGACACCUUUGACAUGAAGCGUCACAAUCAUGUGCGUCCAUACGCAUGUGCACAAUGCUCGUGUCGGUUCACCCAACGCUCCCUGUUGGAGGGUCAUCAGAGGUGCGUACAUCAGAUGACAUUGAGAUAUGGACGAAAUCAGCGUCGCGAGGAGUUGCGCGUUUGUGAGGCCUGUGGAUUUGUUUGUGAGAACUACACGACACUGCUCGAACACACAGCGUGCCAACACCCCACCAAUCAGGACAGCAUCACGAAGUUAAGAAGAAGAAUUAAUAACCAAGUUCCAUGA